Choloepus didactylus (southern two-toed sloth) is the source of this 4081-nucleotide messenger RNA. It is a transcript of the gene ECHDC2, whose product is annotated as enoyl-CoA hydratase domain containing 2. The record is from RefSeq and is a predicted model, not a curated record. Gene Ontology annotation, molecular function: enoyl-CoA hydratase activity. Gene Ontology annotation, biological process: fatty acid beta-oxidation. NCBI's taxonomy places the organism in Eukaryota, Metazoa, Chordata, Mammalia, Pilosa, Megalonychidae. The transcript is spliced from 10 exons. Gene Ontology annotation, cellular component: mitochondrion. Bases 166 to 1332 code for a protein of 388 amino acids.
CUUUCCCCCAGGUCUCCCGGUCUCCAAGAGGCGCAGAGAGCUGCGUCGGCCUCUCCGCCCAUAGGUGGAGCAGUUGGCGAAGGCCGGGUCCGCGGGAGCUGCGAGCUUUCAGCCCGAGAAAAGUUAGCGGAGGGGCCGAGGGGCUCCUUUCCAGCCAGCGCCCGCAUGCUGCACGCCCUGCUCCGCGCCCUGCGCCCCCAGCGCUUCUGGAAGACCCUUCUGGCCCGCGGCUGCGCGUCCGACGGGGCGGCCGGAGGACCCGAGAUCCAAGUGCGCGGCCUGGAGGGCCCAGACCAAGGGAUCACUGAGAUCCUGAUGAACAGACCACGCGCCCGCAAUGCCCUGGGGAACAUUUUUGUUGGCGAGCUCCUGGACGCUCUGGCCCGGCUGAGGGAGGACCGACAGGUGCGUGUCCUGAUUUUCAGAAGUGGCGUGAAGGGCGUGUUCUGUGCAGAUGCAGACUUGAAGGAGCGGGAGCAGAUGAGCGAGGCUGAGGUGGUGGUCUUCGUCCAGCGGCUCCGAGGCAUGAUGAACGAGAUUGAGCCUGGCAUACAGACCAAGGAGGGAGACAGCAGAAAAGCAGUUCCAGGUCUUUCCAGCCCAUCCCCUCACUCCCAACACCCAGCUGAUCCCACCACUUUCCCUGAUGGGAAAACCAAUUCCCAAGAUAACAUAGGUGAGGUACCAGGUGAGGUUCCCCAAACCUGGAACCUAAGAGGCCCUGUGUCCCAACCAGCUUGCCCUUCUCCAGCCAUGAGUCCUUGUCCAGGUCCUGCCAAGGCCUUGCGGGCUGAGCACUUCUUUAUCUCUACAGCAGCCUUCCCUGCGCCCACCAUUGCAGCUGUGGAUGGGUUUGCCUUGGGUGGGGGCCUGGAGCUUGCCCUGGCCUGUGACCUCCGAGUGGCAGCAGCUUCCUCGGCUGUGAUGGGGCUAAUCGAGACCACCCGAGGGCUCCUCCCAGGGGCAGGAGGGACCCAGCGGCUGCCUCGCUGCCUGGGGGUGGCCCUGGCAAAGGAGCUCAUCUUCACGGACCGCCGACUGAGUGGGACGCAGGCCCAGGCACUGGGGUUGGUGAACCACACUGUGGACCAGAAUGAAGAGGGCAAUGCAGCUUACCACCGGGCACGAGCCCUGGCCCAGGAGAUCCUGCCACAGGCCCCCAUUGCUGUGCGGCUGGGCAAAGUAGCCAUUGACCGAGGAAUGGAGGUUGACAUCGCAUCAGGGAUGGCCAUUGAAGGAAUGUGCUAUGCCCAGAACAUCCCAACCCAGGACCGGCUGGAGGGCAUGGCAGCCUUUAGAGAGAAGCGACCCCCCAAAUUUGUUGGCGAGUGACCCCUAUUUAACCUUAAGCAUGGAGAUGCAUACCUUAAGGGGCAGAAUUUAGAAAGAAAAUUUGCAGCAGGACUGCCCUCAUCAUUUAACCUCUCCUGGCUUCAGUUUCCUCACAAGAACGAUAUGGACAUAAAAUGUAUGGCAUGGUGACUGGUACUAACAACUGCUGACCAUGCCACCUACUGUGUUACUUUCAUAAUUCCUCAUCUUGGCUAGAUCAUCACUGGGGUCAGGUUUGCUCUGUCUCCAUCUACUCAAAGAUAAGCUGUGGAUUAAAACAGACCCCCUGAGCCUUAGUACAGUGGGUUCCAGUGCUCUGACCUCUGCCUCUCAGUAAUCAGGUGCUCACCAAAGAUGGCAAGAGAUUGGAAGAAACCCCCCAUUUUCUUCCUCUGUACAAUGGAGAUAAUAGGUAAACCCUAGCAUUGGUUGCGCAUGGGUCAGAAGUCACAUGGCUUUGGUUCAGAUCCCAGCUGUCUGCCAGUUGUUCACUAUGUGACCCUGGACAAGUUAUUUAACCUCUCUGCUCAGCUUCCUCAUCUGCAAAAUGAAGCUGUUCUGAGGAUUAAAAAACAAACAAACAAACAAACAAACAAAACCAGCUAACAUUCAGUAAACAUGAGUUUAUUGCUAAUUUACAGUGUUCUUGAGAGGACCAAAUGAAAUCAUUGCUGUGAAUGUCUUGUGAACUGUAGGUGGCAGGCAAAUCUUUGAUGGCUACAUUGAAUAGCCUUCAAGAGCACUGAAUAGGGAUCAGCUAACUCUGAUGGAGAGGGGAGGGUUGGUAAGUGGGCAGAUAACAUUGGAUCAACGCCUGAAGGAUGAAUAGGUGUUUGAAGCAAAGAAGAGGAAAGGCUGAUGAGCAAAGGUGAGCAAGAGAAUGACAAACCUAGAAAAUGAAGGGUUGCUGAUAUGCACAAACCUAACACCAGUCUCAGUCCCUCCUCUUGUCCCAAGGCAGGGAAAAAACAGUUGUGACCUCGUGGUCUUCUCUAUCUGGAUCUGGGCUCUGGCUGAGCUUCCUGAGUCUAGAGGACUUUACUGCCUAGGCCUCCCUGAACAUCCAGCUAUUGCCAGGACUGGCCAAGAGUCAUGAAACCAUGGACACGGAAACUGUAUUUUCUGUGAAACACAGCCUCAAACACAGUACAAACCAUCUCAGAAGUUUUUUGUGUGUGUUUUUUAUAUUUGCUGCUAAAUACAAAUGUGCCCCAAGGUUGUGCUUACACUCUGAAAGGAAGAGUAAUACAGAAGAACACAAGAGAGCAACUUAAAACUUACUGAACUUUCUUUUUCUCAUCUGUUAAAUGGGGAGAAUAAGACUUACCUGAGCAGAGGAUUGUUGAGAAUAAGACAAGAAUGGAAGGAGUGUCUGGUGUAGAAUUUGGCUUCAAUAGGCACUAGUUGCCACAACACAUCCUCACAUUAGCACAAGAGAGUAUCUGGUCAAUGUUGCAAGUUACUGGAAUCCAGGUCAGGAAACCAAGACACCCUCUUUUUUGGAUCUUGCAGGAGAAAGAUAGAAAAUACAGUACAGCUUAAAGACUGUGGAAGGAAGUAGGUUACAAACUCCAUUUAGCCAGUCAGACACUGGUGAGCAAUAGUUUGGAAUAUGGUUUAAAAUAAGUAAGAACGAGCUUCUUUUCCAUUUAAUUACAAAAGAAGGUACAUGUUUAGUUAAAAGCCUGGACCAAGCCAGCCUAAAAACACAAAAAUCUAGCCCCAAAAUAUGCUAUUAAUCAAACAGGAAUUUACUUUUGUUUUUUGAAAAACCUAACUUAAACAGAUGAAGGACAAAAUAUGUCUCAGUUACCAAUAAUAAGGUAGGGAAGGCAUUCAUAUUUUAUUCCACAGAGCUUUGCAGAGGACACACACACAAAAAACUUCUGAGGUGGUUUGUAACUGUGUUUGAGGCUGAUUCUCAGAAAAGCCCAUACUUUUCUUGACUCUUUGCUAAACAAAAGCACACUUGAAAUCUUUGUCAAAGACAUUGGCUCCUCAUUUUCCUCCCAGUUUUAGUCACAUUUCCACCCAAAUCAGAAUUUUAAGGGAUUGAGAUUUAUAAUCCCUGUACAAUCUUACAUUUAAAUACUCUAUUCUCAGCCCUAAAGCUCACCCACCCCCACCAGCACACCCACUUAUACAAAAUGCUCUGCACACUCUACGAAUUAGACUGAGGGAAAAAAGCCAAAAGUAGAAUGCCCAAAAACUGUAAAAAAUAUAUUUCCCUUCCUUCUACCCCUCAUAUGGAAGGUACUUUGAUAUCUUCAACAGAAGCUCCAUUUUCCAAAUAACACAUCUGUAAGCAUACAUUUCCCAAAGCUUUUUCCAUGUACUGCUAUUCCAGUAGCUUCACACAUGUAGGAAUGACAUAUACUCAGAAUAUUUCUUCAAACAUGAAAUUUAAUAUAAACACCAAGGUCUCCCUGUAGGUCUUCCUUUCAUCUACUGAAAAAACAGGUCCCGAUUCCCUGACAAAUCCAGCUGGUCUUGUGCAAACAACCAGUCAAGAAGUCAGCCAGGACUAGAGAAAAGGAACUGGCACAGCUGUUCUGAUGCAAGCUCACAUGUCUUUCCAGAGAGACCAUGGUUUGGUUUGCUUUUUCAGAAUUGCUAAAAGGAUGUCCCCAGAAUGAUUCCAACUUGAUUUGGGUUUAUGGCUUUAUCAUAUAAAUUCAACCUUUCUGUAACAUGGAAAAUCAACAAUAAAACACCAAUGAGGUGGCCAACUCACAAUGGCUGAUGACAA